AUGGUGUUUUUGGAAUUUGCAGUGAAUGGGUUAGCAAAUAUCGACGGGGAUGUGAUCCAAGACGAGGAGGACCUGACGUCGGGGAGGCGGUGCAGUCGGUACAAGCUCACUGGGAUCGUCGUUCAUUCCGGCCAGGCGUCCGGAGGGCAUUAUUACUCUUACGUCCUUCACAGGCAUACCGACGGGACGCAACGGUGGUACAAGUUCGACGACGGGGAGGUGAGCGAGUGCCACAUGGACGACGACGAGGAGAUGAAGUCUCAGUGCUUUGGCGGGGAGUACAUGGGGGAGGUGUUCGAUCACCUGAGCAAGCGGAUGAACUGUCGGCGCCAGAAGCGGUGGUGGAACGCGUACAUCCUGUUCUACACGCGGCUGGACGUCGACGAGCAGCUGCUGCAGGACUCGUUCAAGGAGCUCUCGCUCGAUUGGACUAACUCGUUCCCUAAGAUGCCAGCCCCGAUCGAACGAAGCGUGCGCCGGGAAAACGUCCGCUUCAUGCAUAACCGCAACCAGUUCUCAGUGGAGUAUUUCCAGUUCAUCAAGAAGCUAGUCAUUUGCAACAACCACUUUGUCAGCCUUCCUGCUGGUGAUGGAACUCUGUCGCCAGAGGGCGAGGAGAUCGCCAUGAUGUCGAUGCAGCUAGUGUCCCGCUUCCUCUUCAUCACUGGUUGGCACACGAAGAAGAGCCUUCGAGGGCCUGCCAUAGAGUGGUACGAGGCAUUGAGCAUCCAUCUUCGUGGAUCUCGCACUGUCCGCUCCUGGUUUGCCCAGAAUGUCCUCUUUGCCCCCAAUUACAAGGCCAGGUUCACGGAGUACAUGCUGGAGUGUCCAAGCUCUGAAGUGCGGAUGGCGUUUGUCAAGGUUAUCAUGUUUGUUGCCCACUUCUCCCUUCAGGAUGGCCCUUCACCUCUUCCCUAUGGACCAGGGAUGGACACCGGAGAGCAGCUUAGCAAUGCAUUGAUCCAGGCACUAAAUGUGCCAGCCCUUUUGAUGCAAGUGGCAAUGGAUGAGGGACCUGGCCCGGCCAUCAAGUAUCAGUAUGCUGAGCUCGGGAAGCUGUACCAGGUGGUGUCCCUCUUGGUGCGCUGCUGUGAUGUCUCCUCACGGUGCCAGCCUUCCACUCCUGGGGUGAAGGUCUUACCAAAUCCAUACAUUGGUGAUCAGCAUUGCUCUGAACCUCUCAUGCCCAUUCAGCCUCAGGUUGCUGACAUGCUCUACGUUAGGCCAGCCUACAUGAAAAAGAUCAUGGAGGAAGCAAAUGCAGGAGAAGACACAGCACGGCUCCUCAAGUUCUGCAGCUGGGAGAACCCAGUGUUCUCAUCAGCAGCACUGGCUGAGCUCCUGUGGCAGAUCUCCUACUCGUACACGUAUGAGCUGCGCCCUUACCUUGACCUCCUUCUCCACCUCCUUCUCAUGGAAGACUCAUGGCAGUCCCAGCGCAUUGUCAAAGCCCUCAAAGGGAUAUCAGAGGACCGAGAGGGGCUGUUUGAUACUGUGCAUCGUUCCAAGUCCCAUCACCAGAAACGGGCAUACCAGUGUAUUAAGGCAAUGGUUAGCCUGUUCACAACAUGCAACGUUGCCCUUCGCAUCCUCCAAACACAGGCUGAACUCAGACGACGCUGGUCAUGGGCUGUCAAUUGGCUUCAUGAGGAACUUGAGAGGAGGCCAUACCCAGGUUCCUCCCAGUAUGGUUAUAACAGCUGGUCCCCGCCUGCCCCUUCAAAUGAGACCUCCAAUGGAUACUUCCUUGAGAGGUCCAACUCUGCCAAGAUGACCCUUCAGAAGGCCUUGGAAAUCUGUCCUGAUGAGGAAGGGGAAGGUGAGGAGGUAGCAGGUGGAGAAGAUGGUGAGGGGGGACCAGGUUCCCCAGUCCCUGAGGAUGGAGUGGUGCCCCAGGUCCCAUCCCCAUCACCUGUCCCUGGGACAGCGACGGUAGGAAAGCUCAGUCGCGGCAGUGGAGACACCCGGGCAUCAACCACCACUCAAUCUCUUUCCAAUCCCUUGGUAUACUCCUCGAUUCAGCCACAGGAACGUGAGAGUCCCCUUAGCCCCCUGCAGCCUCCCCUCUCCUCCCAUGUCCAGUUCAUGCCGCAGCGGCGGCUGUCUGGCGGGGAUCAGCGGGGAAGCGACAAACUGUUUGGGUUCCGCCCGGAGGACGGCCAGUCAACUGAAGAAGCCUGAUCUGCAUCUACUCCGUGAUAUGUCUCUCGAUGAACCUUUAUUCCGAGUUUGGAGUUCAUUCGUACCAUCGGGAUCCCGGCGACGAGUUUCCCGUCGUCUCCGGGAGGAAACCGAGCUCAAUAUCGACACGAGAGGCUGCUGAGAUCAACCGAUGAUUUCGGGAAAGACACACCAAAACGAUUGAGUAAAUUUAUUUUCGUCGAGUCAUCCGCAUCUGCUCUGUGAUUGCAUGUCAAACUGUUUCUCCUCUCCUAGUUUCGCUUUGAGUGAAGUUAUUCUUUGUAGAAGUAAUAUUUAGAGUUAUUUUUUAUGAUGCUCUCCCCUGGACGUUGGUCUCAGCAACCCUGACGCGAUCGACAUCCACUGCGCCUUCUGUUGCCUUGUUGUGAUACAUCGGACAAAAGAAAAGGCCUCAGGGUCAGACUGGAAAAAAAAAGUAAAAGAUGGUAAAAAUUUAAAUAGAUACAACUUGUUGCCUGUGAGUCAGGAUCCCUGAAAUUUCGAGGGAAAAUGACAGUGGAAAAAAAAGAAGUCAUCUUUGAAUUAUGUCGAUUUUUUUGGAUUCCUCCUUUUUUGUGACCCGUGCAGUCCAGAGAGAGGUCAAGAUGUAUGCUAAGUGUCAGUUCUAUUUAAUAAAGAAAACUGACUUUCAAAUACC
This is a messenger RNA of Darwinula stevensoni, 2839 nucleotides long. Lineage: Eukaryota; Metazoa; Arthropoda; Ostracoda; Podocopida; Darwinulidae. The record is from the annotation of a GenBank genome assembly.